UAUAAAUCUUAUAAUAAAUAAUGUUUAGAAAUAGGAAAUACUUCUGUUAGUCCAUAUUAUUUUACCAAUAAGAGCAAUAACUAAAUAAGGUAUUAAAGGACUGCGAAGAUUGCUUCAAACAAUUAGAUCAACACGGGAAAGCGAUUAAGAAGGACACAAAAGACAUGUUUGUAAAAUUUACACAAGCAAAGGUAAUAAUUAGAUAUAUUGAUUAGUUAUAAGACUAAAAGAAGUUGUUAGAAACAGACUCUGUUGGUGUAUUUUAGAUGCUUUUAGAUAUAAUUGAAAACGUAGCACAUGAUAAACCUUUGAUGACAUAUGUGUUGACAACAGUAGAAGCAAUAAUAUCAGAGAAUUAGAGACUUUUCAAAUAAUUUAUGCGAGCUUUGACACCAUAAGUAGUGCCAAAGUUGAAAUAAUUCUUAUUUCUUGAUGGAUAUGAUAAAGUGGUAUAUGAAGCAGCAGCAAAGAUAGCCACAAUGAUAAUAGCAGAAGAAGGAGGAAAUGAUGCAAAAGAAUGGGUCAUAUUAUUUUUAGGUGGUAUAGGUACAUAAGAAAAAUAUAUUAAAAAUGUAGGAAAUAAAUUAAAGAUUUCAGAUUAGAUGAUAAUGCCAAUAUGUGUACAUUUUCUUAAGCAUGAUUCCUUAGCAAUAUAAUUCAUAAAGAGUGGUGGUAUUAAGAUGUAUGAUAUUAAUCAUAAAUUUAUAGAAUAUCCAAUCAAUUGAUUAAUUACCCAACAGAUUUGCAUGUAGCUUAUUACACAAUUUUGGCACUAUGGUUAUUGAGCUUUACAAAUGAAUCAAUUUAAUAUUUCAAUGAUCCUUAAAUUGGUUUGAUUAGAAUGAUUAUAGAAUCAAUAUAGAAGAUAUCAAGAGAGAAAAUUUUAAGAGUUUCAUUUGCUUGUUUUAAGAAUUUAGUGGAUAUUUCAGCUUAAUGUAUAGAAUUAAUGGUUGAUAAUGGAUUGAUCAAGGUUGUGGAUUUAUUAUUGAAAGGAAAUCUAAAAGAUUAAGAUUUAAUUGAUGAUAUAAAAUAUGUUGGUGAGAUAUUGGAGAAGAAUAUGAAGAUCUUAACGUAAAUAAAUAUAAAAUUUAAUUAUAAGAUCUUUUGAAAAAUAUGUAAAGGAAUUGAAUGCUUAGAAUUUAAAUUGGAGUCCAGUUCAUAGUGAAAAGUUUUGGAAAGAGAAUGUAAAGAAGUUUGAAGAGAAUGAUUUUUUAUUAAUAAGGUAUCAUUAGAUUAGACAAUAAAUAAUAGGAAAUUAGCAGAUAUUUUAAAAUCAAAUAAUAAUUAAAAUAUAGCUGUUGCUUGUUAUGAUUUGGGAGAGUUUUGUAGAUUUCAUCCAUUUGGGAAAGUGUAAUGCAAUAGAAUAUUUUUAAUAGAGUUUUAGAACAAUUAAAUGCAAAAUAAGAAAUAAUGAGACAAGCUAGAAGCAAUGAUUAAAUGAUAAAAGAAAAUGCAUUGUUAUCAUUACAAAAAAUAAUGUUGCAUAAUUGGUAAGUUUGAAAGAAAGAUUAAUUAUAUAAAUAUAUAUAUAUAUAUUAAAGAG
Molecule: messenger RNA, 1543 nt
Organism: Paramecium sonneborni
Lineage: Eukaryota; Ciliophora; Oligohymenophorea; Peniculida; Parameciidae
Source: the annotation of a GenBank genome assembly